CACCGAUAAUAAAGUCUAUUGAUCCUAUUCUCCACGGAUGAUAAGUCCAUUAAGCAUAGAUUUGGGCCAAUUUAUUUUCAGAUGGCUUUUUCGUAAUUUCUUGGGCGACGAAAGUCCAUUUUCUUUGAAUAUUGAAGGCGGCAGAUCACGGAUUCGUCCUGAGGCUCUUCUCCAACGAUGAUUGAGUCCAUUAAGCACCGAUUUGGGCGGAUUUAUUCCGGGUCAAUUAUUGGCAGAUUCCAAAGGGGUACCAUCACAGAUUUCAGGCGAUUUAUCCGAAAUGCCAUUUUCUUUCGAUUCUGAAGGCUACACAGAUCACAUAAUCAGGCCGAGGCUAUUAUCCACCGAUAAUGAAGUCUAUUGAUCAUAUUCUCCACGGAUGAUAAGUCGGUUAAACAUCGAUUUGGGCAAUUUAUUUUCGGAUGGCAUUUUCGUAAUUUCUCGGCCUACGAAAGUCCAUUUUCUUUGAAUAUUGCAGAUCAAGGAUUCGGCUUGAGGCUAUUCUCCAACGAUGAUUGAGUCCAUUAAAAUCACAGAUUUCGGGCGAUAUAAUGAAGUCUACUGAUCCUAUUCUCCAUGGAUGAUAAGUCCAUUAAGCACCGAUUUGGGCGAAUCGAUAUUCGGAUGGCAUUUUCGUAAUUUUUAUAUCGACGAAAUGCCAUUUUAUUUUGAUUUUGAAGACUAUAGAUCACGAAUUCAGCUUGAGGCUAUUCUUCAACGAUGAAUAAGUCCAUUAAGCACCGAUUUGGGCGGAUUUAUUCCGGUUCUAUUUUUGGUAGAUUUCAAAGGGGUAACAUCACAGAUUUCGGGCAAUUUUUUAGAAAUGCCAUUUUCUUUCGAUUCUGGAGGCUGCAGAUCACGAAAUCAGGCCGAGGCUAUUGUCCACCGAUAAUGAAGUCUAUUGAUCUUAUUCUCCACGGAUGAUAAGUCCAUUAAGCACCGAUUAGGACCAAUUUAUUUUCGGAUGGCAUUAUCGUAAUUUUUAUGUCUACGAAAGGCCAUUUUAUUUUGAUUUUGAAGGCUACGGAUCACGGUUCGGCGUGAGGCUAUUCUUCAACGAUGAUUAAGUCCAUUAAGCACCAAUUUGGGUGGAUUUAUUCCGGGUGAAUUUUUGGCAAAUUCCAAAGGGGUACCAUCACAGAUUUCAGGUGAUAUUUCUCAAAUGGCAUUUUAUUUCGAUUCUGGGGACUGCAGAUCACGGAUUCGGCCAGAGGCUAUUCUACAACGAUGAUUAAGUCCAUUAAGCACCAAUUUGGGUGGAUUAUUCCGGGUCAAUUUUUGGCAGAUUCCAAAGGGGUACCAUCACAGAUUUCGGGCGAUUUUUCCAAAAUGUCAUUUUCUUUCGAUUCUGGAAGCUGCAGAUCACGAAUCAAACCGAGGCUAUUCUCCACCGAUAAUGAAGUCUAUUAAUCCUAUUCUCCACUGAUGAUAAGUACAUUAAGUACCGAUAUGGGCCAAUUUAUUUUCGGAUUGCAUUUUCGUAAUUUUUAUGUCGACGAAAGGCCAUUUUCUUUAGAUUUUGAAGGCUACAGAUCACGGGUUUGGCUUUAGGCUAUUCUUCAACGAUGAUUAAGUCCAUUAAGCACCAAUUUGGGCGGAUUUAAUCCGGGUCAAUUUUUGGCAUAUUCCAAAGGGGUAACAUCACAGAUUUCGGGUAAUUUUUCCGAAAUGCCAUUUUCUUUCGAUUCUGGGGGCUGCAGAUCGCGGAUUCAGCCUCAGGCUAUUCUACAACUAUGAUUAAGUCCAUUAAUCACAAAUUUGGGCGGAUUUAUUCCGGGUCAAUUUUUGGCAGAUUCCAAAGGGGUACCAUCACAGAUUUCGGGCGAUUUUUCCGAAAUGCCCUUUUCUUUCGAUUCUGGAGGCGGCAGAUCAUGGAAUCAGGCCGAUGCUAUUCUCCACCGAUAAUGAAGUCUACUUAUCCUAUUCUCCAUGGAUGAUACAUUCAUUAAGCACCAAUUUGGUCCAAUUUAUUUUCGGAUGGCAUUUUCGUAAUUUUUAUGUCGACGAUAGGCCAUUUUCUUUGAAUUUUGAAGGCUACUAAUCACGGAUUCACCCAGAGGCUAUUCUUCAACAAUGAUUAAGUCCAUUAAGCACCGAUUUGGGCGGAUUUAUUACAGGUCAAUUUUUGGCAGAUUCCAUAGGGGGUAUCAUCAAAGAUUUCAUUCGAUUUUUCCGAAAUGUCAUUUUCUUUCUAUUCUGGAGGCUGCAGAUCACGGAAUCAGGCCGAUGCUAUUCUCCACCGAUACUAAAGUCUAUUGAUCCUAUUCUCCACGGAUGAUAAGUCCAUUAAGCACCGAUUUGGGCCAAUUUAUUAUCAGAUGGCAUUUUCGUAAUUUUUAUGUCGACGAAAGGCCAUUUUCUUUUGAUUUUGAAGGCUACAGAUCACGGAUUCGGCCUGAGACUUUUCUUCAACGAUGAUAAGUCCAUUAAGCACCAAUUUGGGUGGAUCUAUUCCGGGUGAAUUUUUGGCAAAUUCAAAAGGGGUACCAUCACAGAUUUCGGGCGAUAUUUCCGAAAUGGCAUUUUUUUUUAUUCUGGGGGCUGCAGAUCUCGGAUUCGGCCUGAGGCUAUUCUACAACGAUUAUUAAGUCCAUUAAUCACCAAUUUGGGUGGAUUUAUUCCGGGUCUAUUUUUGGCAGAUUCCAAAGGGGUACCAUCACAGAUUUCGGGCGAUUUUUCCGAAAUACCAUUUUCUUUCGAUUCUGGAGGCUGCAGAUCACGGAAUCUAGCCGAGGCUAUUCUCCACCGAUAAUGAAGUCUACUGAUCCUAUUCUCCACGGAUGAUAAGGCCAUUAAGCACCGAUUUGGGCCAAUUUAUUUUCGGAUGGCAUUUUCGUUAUUUUUAUGUCGAUGAAAGGCCAAUAACUUGUGAUUUUGAAGGCUACAGAUAACGAAUUCAGCCUUAGGCUAUUCUUCAACGAUGAUUAAGUCCAUUAAGCACCGAUUUGGGCGGAUUUAUUCCAGGUCAAUAUUUUGUAGAUUCCAAAGGGGUAACAUCACAGGUUUCAGGCGAUUUUUCCGAAAUGCAAUUUUCUUUCGAUUCUGGAGGCUGCAGAUCACGGAAUCAGGCCGAAGCAAUUCUCCACUGAUAAUGAAGUCUAUUGAUCCUAUUCUCCACGGAUGAUAAGUCCAUCAAGCACCGAUUUGGGCCAAUUUAUUUUUGGAUGACAUUUUCGUAAUUUUUAUGUCAACAAAAGGCCAUUUUCUUUGAAUUUUGAAGGCUACAUAUCACGGGUUCGGCCUGAGGCUAUUCUUCAACGAUGAUUAAGUCCAUUAAGCACCAAUUUGGGUGGAUUUAUUCCGGGGGAAUUUUUGGCAAAUUCCAAAGGGGUACCGUCACAGAUUUCGGGCGAUAUUUCCGAAAUGGCAUUUUCUUUCGAUUUUGGGGGUUGCAGAUCACGGAUUCAUCCUGAGGCUAUUCUACAACGAUGAUAAAGUACAUUAAACACCAAUUUGGGCGGAUUUAUUCCGGGACAAUUUUUCGCAGAUUCCAAAGGGCAUCACAUAUUUCAGGCGUUUUUUCUGAAAUGCCAUUUUCUUUCGAUUCUGGAGGCUACAGAUCACGGAAUCAGGCCGAGGCUAUUCUCCACCGAUAAUGAAAUCUAUUGAUCCUAUUCUCCACGGAUGAUAAUUUGAUUAAGCAAAGAUUUGGGGCAAUUAAUUUUCGAAUAACAUUUUCGUAAAUUUUUAGGCGACGAAAGAACAUUUUCUUUGGAUUUUGAAGGCUACAGAUCACGAAUUUGGCCUAAGGCUAUAAUUUAACGAUGAUUAAGUCCAUUAAACAUCGAUUUGGGAGGAUUAUUCUGCGUCAAUUUUUGGCAAAUUACAAAGGGGUAUCAUCACAAAUUUAGGGCGAUUUUUCCUAAAUGCCAUUUUCUUUCUAUUUUUGAAGCUACAGAUCACGGAAUCAGGCCGAGGCUAUUCUCCACCGAUAUUGAAGUCUAUUUAUAUUAUUCUCCACGGAUAUUAAGUCCAUUAAGCACCGAUUUGGGCCAAUUUAUUUUCGGAUGGCAUUUUCGUAAUUUUUUGGGCGACGAAAGGCCACUUUCUUUGGAUUUUGAAGGCUACAGAUCACGGAUUCGGCCUGAGGCUAUUCUUCAACGAUGAUAAAGUCCAUUAAGCACUGGUUUUUGCGGAUUUAAUACAGGUCAAUUUUUGGCAGAUUCCAAAGGGGUACCAUCAAAGAUUUCAGACGAUUUUUUCGAAAUGACAUUUUUUCGAUUCUGGAGGGUGCAGAUCACGGAAUCAGGCUGAGCCUAUUCUCCACCGAUAAUGAAGUCUAUUGAUCCUAUUCUCCAUGGAUGAUAAGUCCAUUUAGCAUCGAUUUGGGCCAAUUAAUUUUCGGAUGGCAUUUUCGUAAUUUUUUGGGCGACGAAAUGCCAUUUUCUUUGAAUUUUGAAGGCUACAUAUCACAGAUUCGCCCUGAGGCUAUUCUUCAACGAUGAAUAUGUCCAUUAAACACCGAUUUGGGGAGAUUUAUUCCGAGUCAAUUUUUUGCAGAUUCCAAAGGGGUACCUUCUCAUAUUUCGGGGGAUUUUUCCUAAAUGCCAUUUUCUUUCGAUUCUAGAGGCUGCAGAUCACGGAAUCAGGUCAAGGCUAUUCUCCACUGAUAAUGAAGUCUAUUGAUCCUAUUCUCCACUAAUGAUAAGUCCAUUAAUCCCCAAUUCGGGCCAAUUUAUUUUCGGAUGAGAUUUUCGUAAUCUUUUGGGCGACGAAAUGCCAUUUUCUUUGGAUUUUGAAGGCUACAGAUCACGGAUUCGGCCUUAGGCUAUUCUUCACCGAUGAAUAAGUCCAUUCAACACCGAUUUGGACGGAUUUAUUCCGGGUCAACUUUUUGCAGAUUCCAAAGGGGUACCAUCACAGAUUUUGGGGGAUUUUUCCGAAAUGUCUAUUUCUUUCGAUUCUGGAGGCUGCAGAUCUCGUAAUCAGGCCGAGGCUAUUCUCCACUGAUAAUGAAGUCUAUUGAUCCUAUUCUCCACGGAUGAUAAAUCCAUUAAUCACCAAUUCGGGCCAAUUUAUUUUCGGAUGGCAUUUUCGUAAUUUUUUGGGCAACGAAAGGCCAUUUUCUUUGGAUUUUGAAGGCUACGUAUCACGGAUUCGGCCUGAGGCUAUUCUUCAACGAUGAUUAAGUUCAUUAAGCACCGAUUUGGGCGGAUUUAUUCCAGGUCAAUUCUUGGCAGAUUCCAAAGGGGUACCAUCACAGAUUACGGGCAAUUUUUCCAAAAUGCAAUUUUUUUUCUAUUCUGGAGGCUGCAGAUCACGGAAUCAGGCCGAGCCAAUUCUUCACCGCUAAUGAAGUCUAUUGAUCCUAUUCUCCAUGGAUGAUAAGUCCAUUAAGCACCAAUUUGGGCCAAUUUAUUUUCGGAUGGUAUUUUUGUAAUUUUUUGAGCCACGAAAGGCCAUUUUCAUUUUAUUUUGAAGACUAAAGAUCACGGAUCGGUCUGAGGCUAUUCUUCAACGAUGAUUAAGUCCAUUAAGCACCUAUUUGGGCGGAUUUAUUCCGGGUCGAUUUUUGGUAGAUUCAAAGGGUGUACCAUCACAGAUUUCGGACGAUUUUUCUGAAAUGCCAUUUUCUUUCGAUUCUGGAGGCUCCAGAUCAUGGAAUCAGGCCGAGGCUAUUCUCCACCGAUAAUGAAGUCUAUUGAUCCUAUUCUCCAUGAAUGAUAUUUCGUUUAAGCAACGAUUUGAGGUAAUUUAUUUUCGAAUGGCAUUUUCGUAAAUUUUUGGGCGACGAAAGAACAUUUUCUUUGGAUUUGAAGGCUACAGAUCACGAAUUCGGCCUAAGGCUAUUAUUUAACGAUGAUUAAGUCCAUUAAACAUCGAUUUGGCGGCUUUAUUCCGGGUCAAUUUUUGGCAAAUUACAAAGGGGUACCAUCACAAAUUUCGGGCGAUUUUUCCUAAAUGCCAUUUUCUUUCUAUUUUGGAAGCUACAGAUCACGGAAUCCGGCCGAGGCUAUUCUCCACCGAUAUUGAAGUCUAUUGAUAUUAUUCUCCACGGAUGUUAAGUCCAUUACGCACCGAUUUGGGCCAAUUUAUUUUCGGAUGGCAUUUUUCGUAAUUUUUUGGACGACGAAAGGCCACUUUCUUUGGAUUUUGAAGGCUACAGAUCACGGAUUCGGCCUUAGGCUAUUCUUCAACGAUGAUUAAGUCCAUUAAGAACCGAUUUGGACGGAUUUAUUCCAGGUCAAUUUUUUGUAGAUUCCAAAGGGGUACCAUCACAGAUUUCGGGUGAUUUUUCCGAAAUGCCAUUUUCUUUCGAUUCUGGAGGCUGCAUAUCACGGAAUCAGGCCGAGGCUAGUCUCCACCAAUAUUGAAGUCUAUUGAUCCUUUUCUCCGCGGAUGAUAAGUCCAUUAAGCACCGAUUUGGGCCAAUUAAUUUUCGGAUGACAUUUUUGUAAUUUUUUGGGCAACGAAAUGCCAUUUUCUUUGGAUUUUGAAGGCUACAUAUCACGGAUUCGGCCUGAGGCUAUUCUUCAACGAUGAAUAAGUCCAUUAAACACCGAUUUGGGCGGAUUUAUUCCCGGUCAAUUUUUGGAUAAUUCCAAAGGGGUAGGGAUGGCAACAAAACCCGAACCCACGGGUACCCACCCGACCCAACCCGGUCAACGCGGGUAAAACCCAUGUUGACGGGUUUUGGGCCGGGUUCGGGUUUAAACCCGCUACACUAUUCACCGGGUCGGGUUGGGUUUGGGUUUAGGUAAACCCGCCCCAUGGGUACCCGCCCACACACAUAUAAUUAUUUUCCCGAUAUAUUUAAUAUUCUAAAUAAUAUAUCUUCCUUAAACCACAAAUAUUUUUUUUAUGUUUGUGGAGACAUGUAUAAUUUGUUCUUUCUAAUUGUUUAGAAUGAAGUUGAUAUGAUGAAGUGGAGAGUGAAGAAACUUAGGUGACGAGGAAAAAGCUUUCAAUUAAUCUUAUUGUUUAUAGAUGUUUAUCUUUAAUUUUGAAAAAUUUGUAUUGAUCAUUUGCGGUUUGCUUGUAUGCUCUAGAUUGGUGUUUUUUGUAUGAUUAAUUUGUAUGAGAAAAUUGAUGUUAAACUUUUAUUUUGAAAGAAACUUGUUAUCGUAAAUUUUUUACCACAAAAACCCACGGGUAUCCAUGAACCCGCGGAUACCCAGGGGGUGGGGUUGGGUUGGGUUUGAGUUUUUCAAACCCAACGGGUUUUAUCCCGGGUUUUUUGGCGGAUAAACCCAUGGGUUUGGGUUUGACAAAACCCGCCCCAAUCCAACCCAUUGCCAUCCCUACAAAGGGGUAAUCACAAAUUUCGGGCGAUUUUUCUUAAAUGCCAUUUUCUUUCUAUUUUGGAGGUUACAGAUCACGGAAUCAGGCCGAGGCUAGUCUCCACCGAUAUUGAAGUCUAUUGAUCCUUUUCUCCACGGAUGAUAAGUCCAUUGAGCACCGAUUUGGGCAAAUUAAUUUUCGGAUGGCAUUUUCGUAAUUUUUUGGGCAACGAAAUGCCAUUUUCUUUGGAUUUUAAAGGCUACAGAUCACGGAUUCGGCCUGGGUCUAUUCUUCAACGAUGAAUAAGUCCAUUAAACACCGAUUUGGGGGAUUUAUUCCGGGUCAAUUUUUUGCAGAUUCCAAAGGGAUACCAUCUCAUAUUUCGGGGGUUUUUCCUAAAUGCCAUUUUCUUUCGAUUCUAGAGGCUGCAGAUCACGGAAUCAGGCCCAGGCUAUUCUCCACUGAUAAUGAAGUCUAUUGAUCCUAUUGUCCACGGAUUAUAAGUCCAUUAAUCACCAAUUCGGGCCAAUUUAUUUUCGGAUGGCAUUUUCGUGAUUUUUUGGGCCACGAAAUGUCAUUUUCUUUGGAUUUUGAAAGCUACAUAUCACAGAUUCGGCCUGAGGCUAUUCUUCAACGAUGAAUAAGUCCAUUAAACACUGAUUUGGACGGAUUUAUUCCGGUUCAAUUUUUUGCAGAUUCCAAAGGGGUACCAUCACAGCUAGGGCUUGGAGUCUAGACCAAACCGUAUGAGAAACCGCGGUCUAGACCGUAUCGUAUGGUUUGGUCUGGACCGCGAGACCAGAACUAUGGUCUGGUCUGGUUUGCGGUCUCCUCCUUUAGAGAGUGGUCUGAAGUGGUCUGGACCGCGGUCUACCGCAGUAAACCGUAACAGACCGCGACACAUUACCUACUAACUCGGAUAAAAAUAACACUAAAUUGAACCUCCAUUUGUGUAUUUGAAGAACAAAGUUAGUUGAUUCUUCAUCUAGUUGAGAGCCAACAAAUUACCAAAUGAUCGCUUAUUUGUUAUCUCCUUAUCAAAGAACCACACAAAAACCAGAAAGACUCAUAAAUAAUAUUCACAGACAAUGUCUAGACUAUGGUUCUUCUAAAAAAAAAUGUCUACACUAUGGAGUCGAUAAAAAUUAAACGAUAGAAAAAAUUCGUUCACCUUGAUGAGAUACAAAAAAUUAUUGAGAGAUCAUAUGUGACUAUUUUAGUGGUUCAAAAUUACCGCGACGUCAUCACAAAGGUUAUCAACCGGAAGAACCUUCCGAUCACUCGAGAGAGGAGAGAAGCGGUAGCACAAAGAGGAAUAGGGAAACAAGGCUAUUUGAUGUGUGUGUGUUUGAAAAUUGAAAAAACCCACUUCUAUCCUCAUAUUUCUUCUCAUUUAAUUACGAUCACAAUUUUUUUUUGUUUCAAUAGCAUAUUGGUCACUAGAAUUUUUAUUUUUAUAGAUACAGACGAAUGGUUGGAGGGCGAACAAGAGUUAAAUUUUUUUAACAUGGUCUGUCUGGUCCAGACCAUAUCGGACCGCACCGUACAGAUGUGGUCUGGUCUGGACCGUAUAGUAUAUGGUCUGGUCCAUGGUAUGUAUUCCAACCUCUCGGUCUGGACCACAAACCGUAUCUAUGGUCUGGUCUGGACCGGACCGCACCGUUUCCCACCCCUAAUCACAGCCUUUGGAGGAUUUUUCCGAAAUGUCAUUUUUUCUAUUCUGGAGGCUGCAGAUCUCGGAAUCAAGCCGAGGCUAUUCUCCACUGAUAAUGAAGUCUAUUGAUCCUAUUCUCCACGGAUGAUAAGUCCAUUAAUCACCAAUUCGGGCCAAUUUAUUUUUCGGAUGGCAUUUUCGUAAAUUUUUUGGAGACGAAAGGCCAUUUUCUUUGGAUUUUGAAGGCUACAGAUCACGGAUUCGGACUGAGGCUAUUCUUCAACGAUGAUUAAGUUCAUUAAGCACUGAUUUGGGCAUAUUUAUUCCAGGUCAAUUUUUUGAAGAUUCCAAAGGGUAUCAUCACAGAUUUCGGGUGAUUUUUCUGAAAUGCCAUUUUGUUUCGAUUCUGGAGGCUGCAGAUCACAGAAUCAGGCCGAGGCUUUUCUUCACCGAUAAUGAAGUCUAUUGAUCCUA
Messenger RNA from Linum trigynum, 9349 nucleotides. The record is from the annotation of a GenBank genome assembly. NCBI's taxonomy places the organism in Eukaryota, Viridiplantae, Streptophyta, Magnoliopsida, Malpighiales, Linaceae.